Ectocarpus sp. CCAP 1310/34 is the source of this 902-nucleotide messenger RNA. The record is from the annotation of a GenBank genome assembly. Lineage: Eukaryota; Phaeophyceae; Ectocarpales; Ectocarpaceae.
AUGGGGACAGUCCCCCCAUUUUUCGUGGGCUGGUUGACCCUUCGGCGCGAGAAUCUUCAGACCGAGAACCCUAAGUGCAACGAGGGAGAAAGCGAGGAACCGACUGAGAAGGACAGCAACGAGAGCGUGUACGAAGCGGAGCGGGUCGAGUUUGGUCGUGCUAGGACUGGCCACAGCGGCACCGGAGCAGCGGCACCGGAGCAGCGGCACCGGAGCAUGCGGACGGCAUCGAACCGGGGCGCACGGACAAACAUCUCUUGUAUUGUCAAUUAUUUCCCGUUUUUUUUCUGAAUACAGGUGUUGGGUGUGUGUGAUGACGUCACUGGUUUUGUAGAGAGACGCGGCAGAGAUGGCGCGGAUAACCCGGGUGCCUUCAUUGUGUACCUGCAUCGUGCAAGACCCCUUCAGUGUGGAACGAUUCCUAGUCGGUGUCGAUGUUUACACUGCUGUGCCAAACACAGAUGAUCUGGAUAGAUUCGGGUGAUCGUCAAUUGCAAUGAUGGCUUUGGUUGGGCAUUCUUCAUUGCAUGUCCACGGGCUCAUUUUGACAGCACUUCAGACAGCAGCUCCAUGCCCCGAGCUUGUGUACCAUGCACCAUGGUGAUAUUAUUGUACAGACAGCACUUCAGACAGCAGUACGCUGUAGUCGACAAACAUUCAUUUUGGUUAAGUGUGGGACAAGGGGGGUGAUGCUGCUGCUGUAGUCAAUUUGUAGUGUGUUGGCGUGUAGUUUAGUUGUGAGCACGCAAACGUGCUGCAGGGAUUGCAGGUGUACCUCCUCGGGCUUGUGUACCCUUUCCUUGCUAAUAGUGUGUGUUCUUUAGAUCUUGUGAUGGCUCUAGCAUCUUUGUGACCACGGACCGAGUCUUUGCUAGAUUUUGGGAUUAGAAACUGACACGAGU